This is a messenger RNA of Aspergillus ibericus CBS 121593, 3616 nucleotides long. RefSeq names its product WD repeat protein. Gene Ontology annotation, molecular function: protein binding. Gene Ontology annotation, cellular component: TORC2 complex; TORC1 complex. The transcript has 3 exons. NCBI's taxonomy places the organism in Eukaryota, Fungi, Ascomycota, Eurotiomycetes, Eurotiales, Aspergillaceae. The record is from RefSeq and is a predicted model, not a curated record. Gene Ontology annotation, biological process: regulation of actin cytoskeleton organization; TOR signaling. Bases 232 to 3516 code for a protein of 1094 amino acids.
CAACACCGAGGGUCUGGCAUGACUCAGCUGCGCAGAGCUUUGCAGAGCUUUAGUGUUCCCCGCCAGCCUGUGAGAAGCUUAUUACGAAUCUCUAUCCAUCUACAUUCUGCGAUCAGAUUUGCUUGUACUCCUAUAUCCUGGCACUUUUGGCAUAGCUACUGGUCGACAUGCGCGGACAAACUCAGUGUCUUGGUUUGGAGUGCCUAGUUGAAGACAAAGUAUUCGUACACAAUGUCCCAUAUAUCCCCGCCACAAGAACCUGAGGAUCUAUCUGUCAUUGAGGAAGCUCAAGUUCUACUCUCCCACUUUAUGAGACAUUCCUCGCGAGAAACACAGGGAUCUUUAGCAGGGGACCGCAGCGAUCAGGAUUCCGCCCCAGGGGAAUGGACAGGCCCUGGGAAACCCCUUUGGACAAACGCUAGGAAGCAUGACGGGUUAAGUAGAACACCUAUUGAUUCUAGGUCGCCAUCAGCAGUUGAUGGGAAGCACCGCCUGAUAUCCAGCGCACCGCAAACUCCUGAUUCUUCGAGAUCCUCUGAACAGGGCAAGCGGAUUACUCUAUCACCACCUGGAGGUGGACAGAAGAUACCGGGUGCUCGACGCUCUGGACGUACAAGAACUGGACCAAGCAACUAUUACGAUAAGGCUAAUUACUUAGGUUUCGGUUCCGAUGAAGAAGUCUGUGAUAGUCACGCAAAGUCUUCUCCUACCACAUCCCGUCAAACUAGAUUUUCUAGCAAUACGCCCGCAUCAAAGCCCUCGUCUUGGGUAAAUGAUCGCAAUGAGAAAUCUCGUGUCAUUUAUUCCUCGUCCCGUGUGCGGAUCGUGAAGUCACCAUUCGUGUCUCUGGACGAUUUGGGAAUCUUGGGGCGUGCAUGUUAUUCUUCGGCACGUAGCCCAGCGGAGUACGCCAAAAAGUAUCAGGGCAGACCAGCAUCAUCAGACGAUAUUCUUCAUGUUGAUUUCGACCAAGCGGAAAUGGCGGCUGUCUUGGAAUUGAUCUCUUUUUUGGGGUUUCGGCUGCCUGAGAGCUUGGACAUGGCUCUUUCGGAUCAGAUCAUCCAGACUGUUUGUAUCUACGAGACUCCACGAGAAAUCUCGAAGAAGAUUUGGCGCAUGUGCGAGCUUGCACAGAUCUUAUCAGAUGAUCAGGUUGAAGGGCCUGAUGAUAUUUACACCUGGCUCUCGAGAUCGAUCAAGCCAGACCAGAAAGACAAGAAUAAGCGGCAGGCUAGACGCCUAGUUAGAAAGACGUUAGGGAUGAGCAAGAGCAAUUGCCAUGAUGAUGGACAGCUUUGUUCUGACGAACGGCUCCGGAGAUUGUCAUGGUUUUUGCCAUCCGCCAUGAUACUUAGUCGGCGCGAGUCUGAUGAUAUAGAUGCCUUUAUUGAAGAUGCAAAGAAAGGCGGCCUUGCUUCCUGUUCUUGUGUCAUCAAAGCUACUGCGUCAGGCGGUGGAUCUGUUGAGAAAACCAGGUCAUUGAACAGAAUCUUGCAGCGCCGUGAGUUAGGAAUUUGCAUAAAGCAGCAGCUUUGUUCGACCAUUAUCAAAGACUUCAAGCUUGCAAAAUCUUGGAAAGGUGCCUCAAAUGAUGUGAUUGUCUUGGCUUGGGCACCAGAUGGGACGAAAUUUGCAGCAGGUGCAGCAGCUCAAUGCGACGAGCAUAAUAUGGAAUACAAUCGGAAUAACAACUUGAUUAUGGGCGAUAUGGUCAACAAUCGUCUGACGGAAUUGCCUGAUCAUUGGAUCUCUCGCCCCUCGAGCAGGACUGCGGCAAGUCGGACUGUGCAUGAUGACCGCCUCUGGAUGAGCGUUACAUCAAUCGAGUGGUGGGAGGAUGCUCUCUUUACUGCGAGCUACGAUAACACUGUGAAGAUGUGGCAUACUUCUAAUCAUAACGCUUCGUGUUUUAAAACGCUGCGGCAUGACUCCAAGGUGGAAGUUAUGGCUCGGUCGAACUUUGAAAGGAACUUACUAGCAACUGGGACGCGUUCAAUAGGGAUAUGGAGAAUAGCGGACACAACUUACGUCCCCCUUGAACUGCCUAGGGCGCGAUCUAGAAAGGACAGGGAACUAGUGCCCACCUCUUUAGCGUGGGGAGCCAUCAAGGAGACUGGAAAUAUUCUACUUGCCGGGAUGUGUGAAAAGGACGAAGCCAUGCCACAGACUGGACUGUUGGCGGGGUGGUAUAUAGGCGAGGCAUCAAUAACGCCGAUGCAAUUCUCCCCUAAUUCCCAGAAUAUGUUUGACAUCAAGUGGCAUCCUACCUUGCCGAUAUUUGCAGCAGCAACAUCGGUGGGUCAGGGUCCGGCCAACAGGAAUUCCAAGGAGACCAGAUCCUUAGUCCGUCUGUAUCAACCCUUAUCAUCGAAAACUUCCACCAUGGAGUUUGAGUGCCCGGCACUAGAUAUCAACGAAGUCAACGUUUGUCCCACGAACCCGAACUACGUGACUGCCAGUUGCACUGAUGGAGUUACCUAUGUUUGGGACCAUCGACGUCCGGACCAGAUCCUUCACAAGCUCCGACAUGGAGAUCCUUUGAACCAGGUAGACGAGACGAUCAGCAGGGAGCAGGCAGAUGUUGGUGUGAGAUUAGCCCUAUGGGGCGAUAGAAUCGAUGAGUUCUAUACCGGAGCCUCUGACGGCGUGUUAAAGAGAUGGGAUAUCCUUCGAGCCCCAGGAGAUGUGCUCCUCCAGGAUACGGCCAAAUUCAAGGAGGAAAUAAUGUGCGGUGCCUUCUCAAAGGACAAGUCCAAUCUUUUGAUUGGUGAUGCUGCCGGGGGGGUCCAUCUUCUAUCCCCUGGACCAUUUUCUAGUGCCGAGGGCCUGUCUAUGGAAUUCAAGCCUGCAUCUCAACCUCAACUACGAUUCCCUCACGAUGAGUAUGGUUCUGAUCCCGGGUCAGGUAUCAGAACAGGUGCCGAACUACUGUCUUCUGGAAAGCUCGCCAGGCAUCCAAUCUACGGUGUCGGACAAGGUCCGCGCUAUGAUGGUCCCUUUGCAGCCUGGGCCCGUCCGGAGAACACUCCUCAAGAUGAGAUCGCGCAAACCCGGCUGAAACAAGAGAUACAGCUACGACAGCUUUAUGGUGUUCGCCCAGAAUGCAGGAUCGGGUUAGAUACGGUGUCCCGGGAAGAUGUUAAGGCACAGAUCAAGCUUGCACAUAUUCGGAACCAGCAGCGGUAUCAUAACAAGAGAGCACGUGAGGAGCUUGCAAAUCCUGCCCAUACCAGGACAAGCUUCAUUGAUUUAGUCGAAGACAGGCACGAUCCGUCACCAAGCUUUUCUCAUAGACCUAAGCGCAGGAUGGACGAUGUUCCUUCAGCAUCGGGGGUCGAAGUCAUUGAUUUGACUGGGGACACUGACACGGAGGAAACCCCCAGUUUCAAGGCUGAUAUCCAUCUCAUCGAAUUCAAAGCCGCCGUCCAAGAAGUAGAAGAAGAACUUGAGGAAGACUUCUGGUGGCCGUCCAGUGGCACAAUCGAUGCAAACAUCCAAGAUAUCGACGGGAUUUAGUUGUGUCGCAUAAAUGAUGUCAACAGCCCGCCGCUGGCCAAUAACAUCAUGUGGCUGAGCAGCGGCACGGGGCAUUGCUGGGCACUGUUCACCAACCUCG